AGGAACAAAGGAUGGGGCAGACCAUCAUCGUCAUCAUUCAAAAUUCAGUUAUUCAACAGUGGGGGAAGGAGAUUAGAGAGUACCCAUGGCGACUUUGGUGGUGUUGCAGCAGCCUAAACAACCCUCUUUCUCUUUUCUUCAUUCCUCCCUUUCUGAUUUCAGUGGCACCAAACUUCACACCCAAGUUCAGUGUAAGAGAAGAGUAUAUCAACCGAAAGGAUUACUACAUGUUACAGCAUCAAGUGCCAAGAAAAUUCUCGUAAUGGGUGGCACUCGAUUUAUUGGUGUGUUUUUGUCAAGACUUCUUGUCAAAGAGGGUCACCAGGUGACCUUGUUUACUAGAGGUAAAGCACCAAUCACCACACAGUUGCCUGGUGAAUCAGAUCAGGACUAUACUGAUUUUUCUUCCAAGAUCUUGCACUUGAAGGGAGACAGAAAAGAUUUCGAGUUUGUGAAGUCUAGUCUCUCGGCUGAAGGCUUUGAUGUUGUGUAUGAUAUAAAUGGACGAGAAGCUGAUGAAGUUGAACCCAUAUUGGACGCACUUCCAAAACUGGAACAGUACAUAUACUGCUCGUCAGCUGGCGUUUACCUCAAGUCUGACCUUUUGCCACACUUUGAGACGGAUGCAGUUGAUCCGAAGAGCAGGCACAAGGGAAAGCUUGAGACAGAAAGUUUACUAGAAUCAAAAGGCGUUAACUGGACUUCUUUAAGGCCAGUAUACAUUUAUGGACCCUUGAACUACAACCCUGUGGAAGAGUGGUUCUUUCACCGAUUGAAAGCCGGUCGCCCAAUUCCUAUUCCCAACUCAGGAAUGCAAACAACCCAGCUUGGUCAUGUAAAGGAUUUGGCAAAAGCUUUUCUUAUGGUUCUUGGAAACGAAAAGGCCUGCAAGCAAGUAUUCAACAUCUCCGGAGAGAAGUAUGUCACUUUUGAUGGGUUAGCGAGAGCAUGUGCCAAGGCUGCUGGUUUUCCUGAGCCCGAAAUUGUUCACUAUAAUCCGAAAGAGUUUGAUUUUGGCAAAAAGAAGGCGUUUCCAUUCCGUGACCAGCAUUUCUUUGCAUCCAUCGACAAAGCAAAGCACGUGCUCGGAUGGGAACCAGAGUUUGAUCUUGUUGAAGGUCUUGCUGACUCGUACAAUCUAGACUUCGGCAGAGGAACAUACAGGAAGGAGGCUGAUUUCUCAACUGAUGAUAUGAUUCUUGGCAAGAAGUUUGCCCUCCAGUCCUAGAACUCCAAUAUUUGUUUUAACCAGUGAGAUUCAGGGUCUCUUUUGGGAUGUAAAACAUUGGCAUCUGAAAUGCACCAGCUAUGGGGAAUAAAUAAAAACUGGACUUGACAGUGCAGUUUCAAAGAAAUAAUUUUUGAAGGAGCCUU
Molecule: messenger RNA, 1374 nt
Organism: Carica papaya (papaya)
Lineage: Eukaryota; Viridiplantae; Streptophyta; Magnoliopsida; Brassicales; Caricaceae
Gene: CRB
Product: chloroplast RNA binding protein
Biological process (GO): monosaccharide metabolic process
Cellular component (GO): cytosol
Molecular function (GO): UDP-glucose 4-epimerase activity
Source: RefSeq, a predicted model, not a curated record